AUGGCUUCGUCAAAGCUUCUCGCCCUCGGGAUCCUCCUGCUCGUCGUCGUCAACCUCGCGACUUUCGCCGUCGCCGACGACGACGACGACGACGACCGUCCGAAGCGCGAUCGCAAGCGGGACGGCUCCGGCAACCGCGACCAGGAUCGCGAAAGGGACCGCGAUCGCGACGGCUCCUGCAGCAAGUCCGGCGGCUGCGCCGGCAGCGGCUCCGGCGGAAGACAAAAUAGUGGCGCCGGCCGGCAGGGCAGCGGCGGCGCGGGCGGGCGCGGGGGCAGAGCGGGACGAACGGGGAGCGGCGCUGGCGCUGGUGCGGGUGCGGGUCGUAGCGGGCGGCUGGGCGGCAGCAACAGCGUGGGGAAGGUGCGGCAGGGCAAGAAGGGCGGCGGAAACUGCAGCGGCGGGUCUGGCUCGUGCAACGGCGGAGGCGGAGGCGGAGGGUCGGGGAGAAACGCAGCGGCAGCGAGCAUUCAGAGCGUCGGGUACGUGGUGGCAGAUAACCGGGAAAGGGAUCGCAAGAGGGAUGGGUCUGGCGACCAGGACCGCGACCGCGACCGCAAGCGCGACGGCUCCAGCUCCAGCUCUGGUUCCUCCCAGUGCUCCCGAUCUGGCGGCUGCACUGGCAAUGGCAGCGUCAGCGGUGCUGGUCGGCAGGGGUCGGGGCAGCAGCAGGGCCGCGGUCGUGGCGCAGGCGCAGGUGCAGGCGUCGGUGGUGGUGGUGGUGGUGGUGGUGGUGGUAGUGGACGUGCAGGCGGAGCGGGCGGCAUGAGCGGAGGGGCGGGGCGGCAGGGAGCGGCUGGACGCACUGGCGCAGGUGCAGGGAAGGGGGCUGGCGCGGGGAUGAGGGGGAGCGGUGGGGGAGGUGGGAACUGCAACGGAAGUGGAUCGUACCCGAGGAUCGUACCUGAAGUGGAGGAGGACCUAUGGCAUGCGUACAACCUCAUUGCUCCGCAUGACCAUGUGCAGAGCACCACGUUCAGGUUCGUGCUCAGGUGGAUGCUCAGGAAGGUGCAGAAGGAGACGGGAAGGGGCGGCAGUGAGUCGGAGAGGAUCAAGCUGAGGCUGGAAGUGACAGUGGAGGUGAGUGGGGAGGGCGGUGGCUAUGCCUCUCUCACGCUGCUCUCAUCUCAUCUGCUCCCGUCAUCGCAGCUAGGGUCAUACCACACACUGGAGCUGGAUCUGCAGCGGGCCUUCACACUCACCAAGACCGACUCAAGGAGGCAUGUGGUGAGUGAGUGGAGCACAGAGGGGGUGCAUGGGGGCAUGUGGUCUGAGACCGACUCAAGGAGGCAUGUGGUGAGUGAGUGGAGCACAGAGGGGGCGCAUGGGGGCAUGUGGUCUGAGACCGACUCAAGGAGGCAUGUGGUGAGUGAGUGGAGCACAGAGGGGGUGCAUGGGGGCAUGUGGUAUGAGACCGACUCAAGGAGGCAUGUGGUGAGUGAGUGGAGCACAGAGGGGGUGCAUGGGGGCAUGUGGUCUGAGACCGACUCAAGGAGGCAUGCGGUGAGUGAGUGGAGCACAGAGGGGGUGCAUGGGGGCAUGUGGUCUGAGGUGAGUGCAAGGACGUGUGGGACUCAGUAUGAACCAGGUCAAGUGGGGCUGAGCUAG
Closterium sp. NIES-65 is the source of this 1608-nucleotide messenger RNA. The record is from the annotation of a GenBank genome assembly. Lineage: Eukaryota; Viridiplantae; Streptophyta; Zygnematophyceae; Desmidiales; Closteriaceae.